AUGGUAGUCGUAACCUUUUUGAAACAUCUACCUACUUCCGAGCUGGACGUCGAUCUUGAAGAGUAUGCCGAUAUAUGUCUAGGGUUGCUCGACAUACCCAUAAAAGGUGGACGGAUACAAUCCCUUCAUUGUCUGUUCUCCCUUUACCGAGAGUUCAAAAACUCUCAGCACUUCAAGAAUCUAGCUCAGAAUGCAAACAAAAAACGGGAAAAUAUCGAUCGGAUGGAGCUCUAA
Molecule: messenger RNA, 234 nt
Organism: Cylicostephanus goldi
Lineage: Eukaryota; Metazoa; Nematoda; Chromadorea; Rhabditida; Strongylidae
Source: the annotation of a GenBank genome assembly